Messenger RNA from Arachis ipaensis, 1065 nucleotides. Its product is annotated as putative WRKY transcription factor 13. Gene Ontology annotation, biological process: regulation of DNA-templated transcription. Lineage: Eukaryota; Viridiplantae; Streptophyta; Magnoliopsida; Fabales; Fabaceae. Gene Ontology annotation, molecular function: DNA-binding transcription factor activity; sequence-specific DNA binding. The record is from RefSeq and is a predicted model, not a curated record.
AUUUGAAACUACUUGUCAAAUAAUUGGCUACAGGCAUCAUGUUUAUUUGACAAGGAAAAAUGUAAAUUAAAGAAAGAGAGAAAUAAGGAAGAUAUGGUUGUGAAAAGUAAGAAAGAGGUCCUAAAAACGAUAAGGGAAAGUUGGUUGAGGAAGCUAAGGUUAUAAGGAGUAGUGAGAAAUAGUUUUCCAUAUUCAUAGUGAGAAGAUCAUGUUUGAAGAGCAGGUGAUGAUUGAUGAGAUCCCUCCUCCUUUCCAAUUCGGAUGCCUUGAAUCUUUGAACAAUAAUAACAAUAAUAAAGCUUUCCUUGGUGCCAUAGCUUCUCCACCACCAGAUCUCGUCACUUCUUCUUGUUUGGGGGCAAAUAAUAAUUCAUGGGCAUGGGGUCAGGUAACAGCAGAAGAUUGUGUGAUGAUGAUGAGGGUGGGUAACAAAAGAGGAGGAGAUGUUCAUAGCCAUGUAGGGUUAGGGAUUGCAGCGAUGAAGAUGAAAAUGAAGACGACCAAAGUGAGAAGGAAGGUGAGGGAGCCUAGGUUUUGCUUCAAGACCAUGAGUGAUGUCGAUGUUCUCGACGACGGUUACAAAUGGAGAAAGUACGGCCAGAAAGUCGUCAAGAACACACAACACCCCAGAAGCUACUACCGUUGCACAGAAGAAAAGUGUAGAGUGAAGAAACGAGUGGAGCGCUUAGCUGAGGAUCCAAGGAUGGUUAUAACAACGUAUGAAGGAAGACAUGUUCAUUCUCCCUCCAACGACCUCCAAGCAUCCGAAACUACUUCUCAACUCACCGAUUUCCUGUGGUAGUAAUUGUCACCAGAUCCAACAUCAUGCCAUCAUAUUUUACAUCUUUAUGUAUGUACAUCAGCAUGUACUAUAUAUAAUAUUCUAGUACGUGUAUCUACAAAUGAUGAUGCAUCACCAGCCACUUGCAAAAGCCACGCCUUAAAUUAACUGUGCCUGUACCUUUUUAGUUCUUUUUAAGUUUCAAGUACCCCAUGAUGAAUGCAUUAUGUUAUACUGAGACUUGGUGUAAUUUUAUAAACUCUAACAAACCAGCAAUAAUCUUA